This is a messenger RNA of Nicotiana attenuata, 2883 nucleotides long. RefSeq names its product putative lysine-specific demethylase JMJ16. Lineage: Eukaryota; Viridiplantae; Streptophyta; Magnoliopsida; Solanales; Solanaceae. The coding region runs from base 304 to 2649 and encodes 781 amino acids. Gene Ontology annotation, molecular function: histone H3K4me/H3K4me2/H3K4me3 demethylase activity. Gene Ontology annotation, biological process: chromatin remodeling. The transcript has 10 exons. Gene Ontology annotation, cellular component: nucleus. The record is from RefSeq and is a predicted model, not a curated record.
AUCAGAAAGCCGCCCUGGUUAUUAUAGAUCAUAGGGCCUAGUUUUUAAAGUGUAAUCCUCAAAACUUAACUUUAUAUUGAGGACUGAAAUUGAAAAUCACGGAUCUAAAAUUUUAAACAUUUUUUCUCCAUUUUCAACCCAAUUUUUUUUUCUGCUAACACACUCUUUUCCAGUCAAAUAAAAGAAAUUGGGAGAAUCUUUUGAUGCAAAACCGUCUAAUUUCUAGAUCUCAGUUCUGAAGUUUUAACUGAUGGAUGUCUGAUUGUACUUGACAGAGAUAUAAAGGUGAAGGUAAGAGUGCUAAUGGGGGCCAAGCGCACAAGAUCGAAUGGUGAAAGUGACGAUGGUUACAAGUUGUCAGUUCCACCUGGUUUUGAAUCGCUAAUGUCAUUCACACUAAAGAAGGUGAAAAAUAGUGAAGAAGCCUGUAAUUCUGUGGCUCUUGGGAGUGAGUUUGCGCAAGGUUCUAGCCAGGUUGCUGCUACUUCAACAAUUAUUAGCACAGGAAAGCUUAAGAGUUCCGUUAGGCAUAGGCCUUGGAUUCUUGAUGAUCAUGUUGAUCACAUUGAAGACGAUUCUGAAUUUGAAGAUGAUAAGAAUUUGUCUUCAAGUGCUUUUCUUCCCAAAGGAGUGAUCCGAGGAUGUUCCAGCUGCCACAACUGCCAGAAGGUUAUUGCAAGAUGUCGUCCAGAAUUGGCACGCAUACCUUCACUUGAAGAGGCUCCUGUAUUCCAUCCUAGUGAAGAGGAAUUUGAAGAUACUCUGAAGUAUGUAGCGAGCAUCCUUCCACAUGUCAAGCACUAUGGAAUAUGCCGUAUCGUUCCUCCCUCGUCCUGGAAACCACCUAGCCGCAUUGAAGAAGAGAGCACAGUAUAUGGAGUCAACACCCAUAUCCAGCGCACUAGUGACCUCCAGAAUCUGCUUUUCAGGAAAAGGCUUGAGGGAGCCUGUACAAGGACGAAUAAUAAACAGCAGAAAACCCUAAGUAGGAAGUCAGAUUUUGGACACGACAUUGAACGUAAAGAAUUUGGCUGCUGUAAUGAACACUUUGAAUUUGAAAAUGGGCCAAAGCUAAUGCUGAAAUAUUUCAAGCAUUACGCUGAUCAUUUCAAGAAGCAGUACUUUGUCAAGGCAGAUCAGACUACGGCGUUAGAACCGUCAAUUCAGGAUAUCGAAGGGGAAUACUGGAGGAUUAUUGAGAAUCCAACCGAAGAAAUUGAGGUUCUCCAGGGAACUAGUGCAGAAAUUAAAGCAACUGAAAGGGGUUUCCUACAUGAACGGGAUGUAACUAGUCGUCGUCGUCCACAAUAUGUAGAAUCAGGUUGGAACUUGAAUAAUACCCCUAUGCUUCAAGAUUCUCUUCUCCGUUUUGGAAGUCGUGAGAGUUCCUCUAUUUUGCUUCCUCGGCUCUCCAUUGGAAUGUGUUUCUCAUCAUAUCUAUGGAGAAUUGAAGAGCACCACUUGUAUUUGCUAUCUUACAUACAUUUUGGUGCACCGAAAAUAUUUUAUGGGGUUCCCGGGAGUUAUCGUUGCAAGUUUGAGGAAGCUGUCAAGAAGCAUCUGCCGCAGUUGUCAGCACAUCCUUGUUUGCUUCAAAACAUUGCCUUUCAGUUUUCUCCUUCUAUAUUGACUUCAGAGGGAAUACCUGUUUAUCGUUGUGUGCAAAAUCCAAAGGAGUUUGUUCUCAUUCUCCCUGGAGCAUACCAUGCACAUGUUGAUAGCGGCUUUAAUUGUUCCGAAGCAGUAAAUUUUGCUCCCUUUGACUGGUUACCAUACGGCCAGAGUGCUGUAGAACUGUAUUCUGAGCAGGGCAGAAAGACAUCAAUCUCCUAUGAUAAGCUGUUGUUUGAAGCAGCCACAGAAGGAAUUAGGGCUUUAGCGGAACUUUCGCUGCUAAACAAGAAAUUUUUUGAUAAUCUAAAAUGGAGAGCAGUUUGUCGGAACAAUGGCAUUUUGACAAAAGCACUUAAGUCACGGGUUUCCACUGAAAUGAGAAGACGCACAUAUCUAUGUGCUUCUCUUGAAUUGCGAAAGAUGGAGGAUGACUUUUGUGCGACCACCAAAAGGGAGUGCCCUAUAUGCUACUAUGAUCUAUACCUUUCCGCCAUUGGCUGUAAAUGUUCUCCACAUAAAUAUGCUUGUCUUCUUCAUGCCAAGCAGCUAUGUCCUUGUGCAUGGAGUGAGAAGUAUUUGCUUAUACGCUAUGAAAUAGACGAGUUGAACAUCAUGGUUGAAGCUUUGGAUGGGAAGGUAAGCGCAGUUCGUAAGUGGGCAAAAGAAAAACUUGGAUUGCCUGUGUCCGACGUCUCUAAAGAUUUCAGCAAGGAUGAAAUGAAGGUGAAAUCAGAGUCCGGACAGUCAUUGGAUAGGAAAGAAGUGUCAAUUCCUUCAGUUGGUCCAAGUGCUAGAACAAAUAAUGUGAAUCGGGUAUCUGGUUCGUGGGUUGAGGCAGAUGGAUCGAGUCAUCGGCCACAAUCAAAAGGAAUUAUUAAUGGUAAGAUCGAAGUUUUAUUCCCAAAAAUUUCACAGCAUGCUACUGUUGGUAAAAAUAUUAUGACCUCUUCCAAUACAGUUCUCAAGAAGCAUCUUGCACGGGAGUCUUCGUCCACUAAACGAAGUGUGAUUAUUCUUAGUGAUGACGAGAACUAGCAACCACAAACCCAAAUGAGCAUAAGUGGCGCGUUAAUACGUUGUUGUAAGUUGGUUCUCUGCUGUAAAUUUGUAGACUACUAACCUUGAAUUCUGCUAAAUAACUGGGAAAUACUCUUACAACUCAAUCUUGGUACUUGCUUCAUGUAUAAUUGUAUACUAGUACUCGUACCCGCGCGAUGCACUGUCUCAAGAUAAAAUUGAUAAUAGCAAACAAUUCCCUCCAAACAAUCA